This is a messenger RNA of Xyrichtys novacula (pearly razorfish), 26637 nucleotides long. NCBI's taxonomy places the organism in Eukaryota, Metazoa, Chordata, Actinopteri, Labriformes, Labridae. The record is from the annotation of a GenBank genome assembly.
CAUUAGGGGAGAUUAACGGAUUAGCGGGAAAUAAAUUAAGUGAGCGGGGAUGAAGUCACGGAGUCAAACACUCUUUGUUUCAUUUAAUGACGUCAUUUCAUUUUUCUGUCUCUGUUAGAUUUGUCGAGUCACAGAUAUGAGGAAGACUUCAUCUAUCAGAUGGAAAAACAGGGAAAAUUAGUUUCCAAGUGUUUACAUGUUUACAUAAUCUCCUAAAUGCUUGACGGGUUAGUUUUUUAAUGAUUCUAGAAAACCAGAUAAACUUAAAAAAUGAGUUUUCUGUUUUUAUUUGGCAAAAAGUAGCAGAAACCUCCAGAAUUUCAAAUGACCAGAGAAUCAAAACCUACAGUUCCUCAAGUGUCCACUGGAGGCUGGUUUCAAUGUGUACCAACUCCCAUUAAAGCCUAUCUUAACUCACUCCUGCAGGUUUGGUAAAUUUAAUGAAAUCUUCAAGCUCCUCAGAUAGUGUGAAUUAAAUAAGUAUUGAAUCAAUAAACGCAUCAAAAGAAAUAAAGAUGUAAAACAUUCGGAUGUACCUAAACAGUCAUGAUGGACUUGAGUGUCACUUUGGGACUACAGGUGGAUCUGAUCCUGGACCAGCGGAGAAAUGAAGGCCUCCUCCUCUCAGCGCUGUAACAGAGUGUUUGUAAACCUGCUCUCUCUCUCUCUCUCUCUCUCUCUCUGGUAUCUGCUGCAGUAAAACUCGGCUCUGAUGUGAUCCUCCAUCUCAGCAUCCCUUAGCUUUGUUCGUCUGUUUCCUCUUUUUGGACGGCUUUUGUUGAGUGAACUUGAAAGUGUCUGAAGGUUAAUUGGGCUGGGAAGCUGCUGUCAGCCGAUUCUUUAACUCCUCCUGGAAAUAAGAGUAAGAGCCUCUCAGGUGGGCCGGGGGCCAGAACAGGACUGAACCGGCCAACAGGAACAGACACAGAGCCAGACUUGAACAAAAACACGCUCAUACUGAGAGAGGACGCCCAUACUGCCCCUCGAUCUGCUGCUUAGAUGCUUCACUUGCAAUGAGCGUGUCCGUUAGUUGAAUUAAGAUAAAAUAAAAUAAAAUACAGCACCAUAUUCCUGUCUUAAAAACCUGCUGUAGUUUUUUUCUUUUUGAUCGACGUUUCAGGAAUAAACACGUACACGGGAGACCAAACUUUGUUAAUUUCAGGAGCAGGAUGUAUAAUAUACAAGUUUACAUCUUGCGGGGCGUGUGGUGCGACCGUUUCACUCGCAUUUGUGACUAAAAAUAGAUGUGUGCAAAUAGUAAAAUGUAUUUAGGGGCACAUGUGCGCAUAAAAAAAUUUGCCUAGGCGACAAAUGUUUUUCAUGUAAAUACCGCAGUGAAGUUAGUUUUAGGUUGGAUAUUCGACGGACAUUCACUCACUUUCCAUAACCAGAAUAAGCAACAGCAGCGGUUAAAUCUACUUGGCAUCCUCAAUGUCAAUGUCCGGUGUGCAAUAUUUUUUUUUGUAGGAUGGUAGGGGAAAGUCCCGCCUCCUUUGCCUCUGAUUGGCUAGAAAAGCUGGAAACGUCAUCACACGCUCAAGCCAAACGGGGGCUGUCGGCUCUGUACAUCGAACAGAACAUUACAGAACAUUAUCGCACUUCUGAAUCUCCUAAUCCUAACCCAACAGACGAUGAUGUUUCACAGUCAUUAGGAAUAACCAAUCGGAGCCCAGCACUUCUAGCCAAUCAGAGGCGAAGAAGGGCGGGACCUUCCCUUACCAUCCUAUAAAAUACAUUUUGCAUCUAGUGUUGAAUAAGGGACCAUCAAUAAAUUACUGGUUGGUGUUCUGAAAAUUAAAGGCUGUUUUCCUUCAAUAGCCUCCAUGUUAUGUGACCAAUUGACCAAAAUUUGAUUUCAAGUAAUAGUACUAAGGUCAAUUUUCAUUGUGUCCCUAAAGUUCUUGGUGUGCUCCUUACCUUUUCAAUUUAGGAGCACAUAACCAAGCAGAAACGCCCUGCUCUGAUUUUUUGUUGCUCUGGUUUUUUUUUAGUCUCUUUCCAAAGUUCCUGGGUCAGAUUUGGGGUCAAAAAUGGGUAGCCAUAACUGACAAUUUUUCAUGUCAAAUCUUUGUAGCAUAGCAACAGUGGAGGAGGUGCUAAGUGUUCUGGAAUGCAUGGUUCCAAGGAAGAGAACUUCUGGCUGUGUUCUGGAAUGCUGUGAUCUGGAAGGCCUGGUUUCAGAAUGUGGAGUUCUGGAUCGGUUCUGGAAUGCAAAGUUCAAGGGAUUCUGGAAUGCUGAAUGGGUUCUUAAAGGGACGGUACUUCAAUUGGAGCUCAAUGGAUUGAAACUGGAUUUUUAACUUUUUGAGCUGUAAAUCAGACAAAAAUGUUACAAAAUGAUCAUAAAGAAAAUAUACAGUCUUAAACAAGCCUGAUAUUCCCUAUUUAAGGUUUCUAACAAGAACUGUUCUCUCCUCAAAAAAGUCCUCUUCUUUCCGGACUAAUGGUUUGUACUUGGAGAGAACUAUUUCAACAAACCUGAUACUGUCUCUGAGGGGUGAAUGAGGAGCUGUUUUCAGGCGUUUGUUCUUUUUGGACUACUUUUCUUGAUGUCCAGUAUGGAUUCAGUGAUUCGUUUAUUCAACAAGAUUCCAAUAAUCUUACACUAUUGUUAAAAAAUAAAAUAAACCCAAGACAGAGUCUACUCUACCCAAUCAAAAACUCACAUAUCUGGAGCCUCAACCUUAUACUGUUAAUGCCAAGGCUCCACCUAGUGUUCAAAAACAGCAUUACAUUACCAUACAGAUUUAUUUUGAGUAUCAAACAGAGAUCAAUUAACACCCAAAUUUCAGCUCUGGUGGUAUUUUACCAGGAUUUGUCUGGACCAGUUUGCUCUUGUUCCUUAUUAGUGGCUCUUUACAACUUCGUCUUUACGCUUGAUUUAAGUUGAUUAACAACAAAAAGUGAGUACAGUUCCAAUAACGUAAAAACAUUUUAGAACAGUAACAGUAUAAAUGAUUUAUCGCACACUGUUUCCUCUGACUUUCAUCCAUCUAAUAAAUGAAAUGAAUCCUAGAUUUAGUGUUGCAGCAUCUUACACCAACAGGAUCCGUCUGACCUUGAAGCAAACUUUAAUGAAUGCAGCCUGCAGGCCAAAAUGUCCUCAGACUGUCUGGAUUCAGUCCUCUUGAGGUGAGUUAUUACUGCACAGAGCUGUGAGCUGAAGGCAGCAUGGGCUUAAAAGGAAAACAUCUAACAUUACAUUUAUCAUCUGAGCAGCCUACGCUCUUGUGUUUAAGGACUUAUUUAUUAAUUUGACGUCACGGUAAAAGAAGUGAAGGUAUGACAAGUUCAUGUUUAUUUGCAACACCUGUCAGGGAUUUUUCAUCAGCCUAAAUUGUAAAAACAUGACGACUGCAAUAGUUCUCCUGUCCUGAAAUUAAGACAUGAAUCAGACGACCCAUGAAAGUAAUCAAUCACUCAAAUCAAUCAGCAGAUCAAUAAACAAAAACUCAUAUAGUGAUUGAUUCUCAGAUGGAAGUUUAUAUUGUGAAGCAUUACAACAACGUUCACACACUGAUAUGUUCAUUAGUUUUUAUCAUUGGUUUAUUACUCUCUCUUUCUGUUUUUUUUACCGUAGUUCUUUAUCUUAUUUAUUUAUUUUUUUGUACAGUAUGAAUGUGUAUAUUGUGUGUACCGCUGCUGUUAACAACUUAAUUUCCCCACUGAGGGAUGAAUAAAGGAAAAUCGAAUCUAAAAUCUAAUCUACUCUAGAAUAUAAAGAUAAUAACUUUUUAAACAGACUAUGUUUUGUGCAUUUAAAAGAUGAAACAGAUGUUAAUAUAUGAAAUUAUAUAAAAUAAUGAAUGAAAAAUAUACCAUUGCAUGUAUUUUUUUUUUCUUUGUUGAGUCUGAAAAAUAAAGAGGGAUAAAAAUCAGGAUGCACAUGCAGACAAGUCUCCACUGGAGGGCGUUAAAUUACAGCACCUACUCUUAACAUAUACACUCUUUUUACUGUGUUCAUGUUAUGAAUGAGAUAGAUAAGUAAACUGAAACAAUUUCUACCUAAUUCAUUUUUUUUAGCAAAAUGAAAUAUAUGAUUUAAAAAGCUAUAUUUGUUUAUAAAUGCUUUAACAGUUGUUCAGAAAGAUGAGCUUGAAAAUAAAUAAGGAAAAUAGUCAACUGAAAAGAAAAAUAGCACCUACUCUUAAAAUAUACUCUCUUUUCUACAGUGUUAAAAACAUCAGAUAUUAUAAAUGGAAGUAAACUGAAACAAAUACUAUCUAACUCAUAGUUUAGUAAAAUAAUAGAUAUGAUUUAAAAAACUUUGUGCAUAAAUGCUUUAACAGUUGCUCAAAAAAGGUCCGCUUGCAAAUAAAUGAGGAAAAUAGCAAAUUGAUAAAAAAAAAUAGAACAUAACUUCAACAUUCAUUAUUAAAACGUGUCAAAAUCAAAGUUUUGUUGGUAGUACUGCAGAUCUCUCCUGUUUUGUUUUCGACAGUCUUCACAUUAUCACCAAACAUUACAUAACCACAGGACUCUACUCUCUGAUUGGCUGAAGGCGCUGUCAAUCAACGGUCAAGCAUCCAAUGAGAGUGCACGGCAGGCGAUACAAACUGGCGGCCGCCAUGUUGUGUCUCCUGGGGCCUGGAGCGACGUCCGGUAGUAAACAGUAGAUGACGUUACCACCCGCUCGGCUGCUCGCAGGAAACGGACCGCAGCUGGAAGCCAUGAGCCGCCCGUCCUCAGCCGGAGCUGGGGGUGGAGGAGGAGGAGGAGGCGGCGGAGGAGGAGGUGGAGGAGGACUCGGGGCCGGGAAGGCGAGCGGAGGGAAGCACGGAGUAACCGGAGGCUCUGCUGCCGCCGCAGCAGCAGCAGCCGCGGCCGCCGCAGCGGCAGCAGCCGCCGGUGUGGGCUCUGUGGCCGGGUCGGGGUCCGCUCCCCCAUCUUCCGCCGUGUCCCUGAGCACCACCACCCUGCCCGGGCAGUCCCCGGAGCUCACAGCGCUCUUCGAGUGCCCGGUAUGCUUCGACUACGUCCUGCCGCCCAUCCUGCAGUGCCAGGCGGGUCACCUGGUCUGCAACCAGUGCCGCCAGAAGCUGAGCUGCUGCCCGACCUGCCGAGGCCCGCUCACCCCGAGCAUCCGGAACCUGGCCAUGGAGAAGGUGGCCUCCACGCUGCCGUUCCCCUGCAAGGUAAACCCCGCUAACUCGAGCUAGCUGCUCACUUCUUACUACUUUUCACACAAACUUCCUCAUCCCGCGAGCUGACAGGUGUGCGCGCGCGAGCCGCUACGUCACAGGGGUACCAAGAGAAACCAAAACAAAGCUCGGGUUUGACCCCCGGGUUGGGUUUCUGCUUCUUCUGUUUGUGUUUUUGAGUUUCUCCUAAAAUUAUGAAGAAAUCACCCCUCUGUAAAUCUCACCCCUCUGAUGAAGAUCAGCUGCAGCUCUUCUUCCUCAGGUUUACCUGAACAUCCUGCUGGGAUGGAGCUCAAAUUAAAACAGACAAGAGCAGCUUUUGAAAUAUUCAGGUUUUAACUCUGUGAGGAAAGGAGGUUUGAUGGUCUGUGUUCUUCUCUCUCUGUUAUUUUUGCAUUUUAUAUCCCAGUCUCUUCUUGUUUUGUAGCUUCAGAUCAGCUCUCUGUUCUCACCUGUACCUGCAUCUGAUCACAUAUAUAAUCUGUUUAAUAAUGUAAUACACAGCUAUAUGAGUUGUAGGAGUGUUAGAGAGCUCAGAGAGUCAAACUUCAACUAAGAGUGACAGCGGUUUCCUUAAAAGUGGUCUCAGUAUAUGUGUGUGUGUAUUUGUUCACUCAGUUGCAGCUUUUUUCUGGUAGGGGAGAGUGGGGUCAGAUGAGCCAUUUUUCAUAUUUCAGAUCACUACAACAAGUCAAUCACAGUUUUAUCUCUAACUAGUGAAUCUGCAGAUAUUUCAAGAUGUUGUUUAUCCCUGCAAACCAACAGAAUGAGUGUAAACAGAACGGUCUUGAUAAUACAGCAUGCCAAAAACUCUCCCCCCCAGCCCUCCCUCACCUUCUCUCUCCUUCUCUCCUUCCCUCCUUCACUUCUUCACAUUCAGGUGUAUUUUUAUCUUUUUAUAAGCUUUUCAACUGGUACAAAAAGCUGUUUUGUAAAAAGCCAUUUUCACAUGAGAAUGUCUUUAAGUGAUUCAGAACAUUCACAGCUGUAUUUUUGAAAAGAAAAAGUCAAACAUUUCAACAAUCUGAACUGAAACUCAGAAACAUAGAUAGAUUAAAAUGAUCUUUUUUGGUCUGAACACAAUUCUGAUAAAACUUAUGACAGACUAAGUUCACUUUUAAGAGUGAAAAAUGUAAAUAAAUGUCCAACUCCUUCACCCAUUUGCUUCUAACCUUCACAGACUCCAUGAAUUGAUGCCCAUCUCCUAAAUAUUUGGUCAGAUGAUCAGUUUCUUUUAACAUUUCCAAACAACAGGGGGUGGCUCAACCUAGCCCAGUCUCCCCGAUAUAAUCUGUUUAAUAAUGUAACACACAGCUAUUUGAGUUGUAGGAGCGUUAGAGAGCUCAGAGAGUCAAACUUCAGCUAUAAAUGGUCUCACUAUAAAUAUGAGUCCUUAUUCACUCAGUUUCAGCCUUUUUCCGGUAUUUUCCAUCAGGAUGGGGAAUUAUAGGUAAACAAAAACAUCCACACUGUGCAUCCUGACGUUGUUUUUCACUUUCAUCAUUUAGAGUGAAGAGUCUCAGAUUUAGGUGAACAAGAUCUUAUCCCCCAAAACUCUGUCAGUCAUGUAUUUUUGAUUGGAGAUCUGUUUUUCUUCUCUCUCUCUAACAUGAUGAAGGUGGAGGUCGUCUUCAUUUGCAUUUCAAACCUGCAGAUCUCAUCUGCAUUCAUACUCUCAAAUCGCCGCCUACCUGCUGCCAUAUGUUUGUAUGUGUUUGUGAGGCGGUAAAACCCUCACUGUGGUUCUCUGAGCCAGCUCUUGUCAUCAUGUAGACAUCCUUCUGUUUUCAGGGUUAUUUUCCAGGCUGAUCUGCAGGUUUCUGACUGAUUUUUAGAGCUCAAGCUGGUCUGGUGGUCUGAAGAGGCCACCUGAGAUAUUGAUUUCUCUUAUCUGUGUUUUCUGAUUGAUAUUCAGAGCACAGAAUCAGAGGUUGUUAGACCUGCAGACAUCAGUUAGCUGACUCUGAGGGACUUGAAUCUGUUGUGUUUUUAUGUGGAGCCAUUGGCUGGUUUUAAUGUAGUGUGACGUGUUUUUAAUGCGAGGCAAUGAUCCAUGCGAUCCAAACGGACUUCCUCUCUGCUACAGGAAGCUGCACUCGCUCAUCCCGUCAGCCUUUAGAGUUUUUUUUUUUACUCUGAAUGUUCGCAGAUCAAACAACAGUCCUGGAUAAUGUUAAUUUAUUUAUAAUACUUUAUGAUCUAACAUGCAGCCAUGUACAGUAGACUGUCGUGUGCAUGGAAUAGUAAGAUUUCUUGUUUUCAUUCGUUAAACAGUUGGAUUUAAUCUAUUCUGCAAAUACAACAAAGUCUAAUCAGUUUUAGAUAUCUGCUGACUUGUCCUCUGAUUAUCGGUGUUGUUCGAUUAAUUGAUAUCGCGAUGAUCCGCAUGUUGACGGCGCCCUCUGCUGUUUAAAACGACCACUGUAAUGUUACCAAAGUGUCACUGACGUGAAAAGUUCCUUCUUUGUGUCAGUUUUAAUGGAGCUUUUUAGAGAUGGGAAUAAAACAUUGAAGCAAGAAAGAGGAGAGAAGUUUUCUUUUAAAAAAAAUGUAAGGGACCAUGUAUCACUGAUUCACUUUCUGUCUUAAUCUUGAUGAUAAUACUAAAUUUGAUGUAUUUUUUGAAGUAUUUUUACACUGUCAUAACAUCAAAUAAAUUGAUCAGACUUUUCAGGCUUUAAUUACACGUCCUCAAAAACCUCAAGACUUGGACUUUUACUUUAUUAUGAUCCAGAAGACUGUCUCUCACUUUUUAGCUCAGCAGCUAUUGGCUCAUUAAAGGGAUAUUCCUGCGUAAAAUUAAUUUAGGGUCAAACACACCAUUACUUUAUCAUUUCCUUGAAGUAAUAAUCAUCAUAUUAAUCAUUUUGCUCUGCAGAAGCGGUAGUUCUUCUACCUUAGCGUCUCGGUCUGAUUGUACUUCCAUGAAGAAAUGAUCAUAAAUGUUCUUCCUUGAGCUGCGGCACCCUGCUGUAGUCCGUAAUGGACUGGCCUGAGGUCUCGCUACAAACGAGCGGCUGCUGGAAGAGAGUAGGUGAGUUGUGUUUAGUCUCUUUGCUAAAGAAAUCAGGCAAAACUAAAAAGAUGUUUGAUCGCUAGUGCUAUGGCUGGGACCCGAUAUGUCCUGUUGAUGAAGUUAGGUGCUGUUCUGAGCACUAUUUGUGGCUAUAGAGUGGCGUUUUGGUUGAGCGCAUGGCUCUCUGUAUUGCUGUCUACGGUCGUUACUAAAGUUGGUAUAACUUGAACAUUCAUCUCUGGAGGGGGUGUCUAACUCGGUGUUACAGUGUGUUUGACCCUAAAUUAAUUUUACGCCUGAAUAUCCCUUUAAGAUAAGCUGUUCCUUUAAUAGUCCCAUGGGGGGAAUUCCAGUUAGCACUAAUGAUUGCUGCAGCUUCUCUCUAUUCAUGUUCAUUUGUCCCUCUGCUUUUCAGACACACACACACAGGUACACAUCUCCUCUCCCUGCUCUCCUUUCUCCUGUGGCUAAUAGUUAGUUCUCCUGUCGAACAUGUUUAAAGGUUCAUUUUCCUCUUUUUGUGAUUAUUAAUUCUUGACUCCUGUUCUUUCACAUUUUUCUGUUGAUUGCCGAUCACACACGAUGAAGUCUUCUUUCUCGGUUUAAAAUCUCAGUGAAAGCCUUUCGCGCUCUCUGACACAGCACACAGUUUUUAACACUGUCUGUUUACACUCUUCUCUUUGUGAGUCAGCCCUUUUCUGAUGAGAGAUGGUGAGCUGAGAUUACUCUGGGAUGGAUUUAAGUGUCUAACCUGACAGAGAGACCACCUUCAGAGACAGAAAUGUUGUGUAGUCUGUUAACCGGCAUGUUCAUAGAUAAAUAAACGUGUCAAUGGACACGAAAAUGACAAUUUCAGCCACAUGACAUAUUUUCAAAUGCUCAGAUUUCAGGGAAGAGGACACAAUAGCAGAGUUGAAGGGAAAAAGAAAGAAACCACUGUGCUGCACUGGCUGUGUGUGUGUGUGUGUGUGUGUGUGUGUGUGUGUGUGUGUGUGUGUGUGUGUGUGUGUGUGUGUGUGUGUGUGUGUGUGUGUGUGUGUGUGUGUGUAUGUGUGUGUGUGUGUGUGCGCGCUUGUGUUCGGGGGGAGUCGACAGAUGCUGGGAGGAGGAGGAGGAAGAGAAGGAGGAUUGCACUGGGCUGAGCGAUACUCUCCUUUUAUUCUCUCUCUCAGCUUUCUUUCUCCCCGCCCCCUCUUUGUAUAUGUGUGUGUGUGUUCAUUUUGUGUAUGCGUGCGUGUGUGUGUGUUCACAUGUGUGUGCUGCAGCGGCGUCUCGUGACGGUCGGUUGGAGGGUGAAUGUUUUCCUGCUGCUCCGUCAGAGAGAGGAGGAGAGACAUUGACAGGAAUCAGAGAGAGAGAGAGAGAGAGAGUGUGUGUGUGUGUGUGUUGCUUGUAUUCUUCACCGGUUGGACGGACAAACACCACAUAGCUCUGCAGAGAGAGAGAGUGAGAGUGUGUGUGCAUCUGUGCUGAGACCUGUGUGUCAGUGUGUGUUUUAUUACUCAGAGCGUCGUAUUUCCACCACAGAAGAAGAAAACAGUUUUUUGUUGUUUUUUUUUUUCUUCUGCUGCUGCUGCAGCAGGAGAGAGAGAGAGAGAGAGGGAGAGAGUGGGCGAGCGAGGUUCAGCUGCAUUACUGCUGCGGCCGUUUACAGUCACCAUCAGGAGCUGGUACGUGGGUCAGUGUGAGUGUGUGUGUGUGUGAUUGAUCAUCUAUCAGCUGUUGUUUUAAUCAGUCGUUAAUUACAGUAAGAGUCAGUUUGGUGUUUUUGUGUCUUGAUUGACUUGAAUGAUUGAUUAUUGAGUAUUUGGAUCAGAUUGAAAUGAAGUGUGUGUGUGUGUUUUAGGCUGGUUUAUGUGUGUUAGUUGAUAUUUUCUCUGUUAUAGAUGAAUCUGCCAUGUGUGUCAACAUUUAGGAGUUAAAUUAGUGAAAAAAAAACAUCUUUUCCUUGUUUUUUUUAGUCCAAAAUCUGAAUCUUACAGAGAUAUAUUUUUACAGCUGUCAUUUUGGAGAAGAGGGCUGUGUCCACAGACUUACAGAUGAUCUCAAAAUACAACACAAAUCUACACACAGCAUGGACACAGUGCAUUUUAGGUUAUCAAUAUUCUGUAACCAAAGUUGUGUCGUAAUAAUAGGACAAAAAAGUCAAUUUUAAAAUAAUUUUGUCGUAUUUAUUGGUUGUAGGAUGAACUAAUAGUUGAAACCAUGUCUUAGACCGAAGUAGGACUGGUGCCUGUUCGAACCCAGUUAUUAUACUUGAAUGUCCACAGUCAGAAAAUCCCAGAUUUAGUGGCGUCGGUUUGCCUCAAAACUCGCCAAAAUCCACAGAAGACCAGACAUGAGUCCGGCUACGGUUGGGUACUGUCUCCAUUUUAUCGAUUCUUCAAUUCAGUUCCAGCUCUGUUGGAGGGUAACAGAAGGCUGAAUAUUAAAAAAGAAAAAACACUUUAAAAUAAAACACAGUAUCAGGUUUACGGGGGUUUAAAAACCCUUAAAAAGACAGUAGAAAGGGGUGUAACCAUGAAUCUGAAACAGGAAGUUACUUUUACUCCUUUAUGCUGUGUUCAAUCUACCCCAAAUUUUACAUGCAUGACCCCUGAAAACAUUAUUUUUAUUUUUUUAACCACACUCGCCUUACUGCCUCGUGGAAACAUCAUAAGAACUGUAACACACAAUGGUCAAUCAGAUUUGAUGAUGAACCUAGCCUCGUUAUGAGUCAUACAUUUUAACUAUCUUAACUAUUUAAGUAUUGUGUUGCCAUAAAAAGUCACAUGAUGAUAAGUUUGUCAAAGUCAUAUUCACACCUACCUAAGCUAGCGCUGUACUGUUCUAUGUGCUUUAAAUUCUUGAUAACGUAGAAAGAUCUAAACAUAGAUUUGAUUUAUAGCUUCUCUGCACCGUGUCAAUCUGAUAAAUUGGAAAACAAAAUACCUGCCGAUCGGCGCUAGCAUUAAAAAAAGUGAGAGGUCAAGUUCAAGGACCAAAUCAGCCGAAGUGACCACCUGUCAAUCAUGAUUUAACCCCUAAACAAAAGUCCUAAAUUAAAUAUUUACGUGAUAGACACCAAAGCUGUCCUAAUACCAGGCUGUACCAUGUUGAUUUGUAAAGUUGGAUAUUUUAACAUUGGGUUCUUUGGGGACUGACUCACUGAAGGAGAUGGCCCCCAGUGGACACAAAAGGUACUGCAGUUUUUGGCUUCAUUUUUCGACACUGGAAGGUCAGUAAAGGGAAGAAAAUUGCAGCAUGUAAACUAAAAAGACGUAUUGAGUCAAAGAACUUAUUAACAUUUUAAACUUUGGACAAUUCUGGAAAUUUCUCCUUCCACGUUAAAAUUUUUUGCCGAUCCAGGAUGGCGGAUGUCUUAACCACACCGCCUUAAACUAGAAAAAAGACUUCCCAACAUAAAGCACCACAAAAUGACACCUAUUUCUGUAAUAAAGUAUAUUUCAUGUUGUUAUAAGUCGAGUUAGUUUCAUGUAUUCACUGCAUUACUGCUCAUUACUGGAGGCAGUACAGUAAAACAAUGUGGUUGGAUACUGCUGCUAUUUUUAUCUGCAUGCACUUUAUUCUGAGAGGCUUUAUAAAAACACAAACCCGUGGAGUGGAGUGGAGUUUAUGUCGUCGCCCUGGAGACAAUGUGACUGAACUCCCAUGUGGACACUGUGAACCUCUGAGUGAUUUCAUGUGUUUUUCAGGGACUAAACCUGCAGCCUCGCUCUGUUUGUGCUGCUGUGGAGUUUUAAUCUCUCUGAUAUUUGAUCUCCACGUGGCUCUGUCUGAACAGCUGCUGACCGCCUGCUGUCUGUUUCACUCCCCCAGCCUGUCUGAGGAUGUACGAAGAGCAGAGAGGGACAAACAGCUGCAAUAAAAACAAAUUUGACUUAAAAGUCUGAGCCUUAAAGACAAGAAGGAUGGUGAGCAGGUUUGGGUUCAAAAGGCUUAACAGCCAGUGAUAGAGUAAGACAAGUAGAGCUGUAAAUCUGGUUUCAGGGGUGUUUUGAUUUAAAUAAAUCAAUGAAUAAAACCGGAUUUAUUAAACAUGUUUAAUCCAGAUUACAGUCAAAGCACCUGGAGUGAGUUUCACAAACCUAAGCACUUAUUUUUAUGCAGAAAAACCUAAAAUAAAGACCAUAUCAAACUGCAAAGUCAUGUAAGCUCCAAAUUAUUUAUGCUUUUUAUCACUGCAUGCCUCAAAUGAUAUGGUCACAGUUAUUUUAAGUUCUGUAGCAUUCAAAAGCACGUGGAAGCUUGUGGAACAACAUCUACAGACAUACAUAUCAACCUACAGAGAAAGAGAGAGUGUAAGCAGCUGUGCUAAGGAAAAAAAAGGUAAAGUUAGAGAGAAAGAAAGAAGUGUUAAACCAGAAAAAGAGUUAUUGUUUCUGAAUGUUUUACAGUAGUUUAGUUCUAAAAUAUGAAAUCAACUUUAGGUCUUUUGGUCACAUGACAUGGAAGGUAUUGAAGGAAAUGUUCAAAAUUUGCCUUUAAAUUUAAAACAAAAAUUUUAGGAGGACAAAUUAGGCAAAUAAAGAAGUGUGUCUUAUUGUUCAACCUUCGUACUAUUAUUUGAAAUAUUGUAGGUCUAUUGGUCACAUGAUAUGGAAGCUACUGAAGGAAAACAGCCUUUUCUUGAACAUCAACCGGUAAUUUUUUGAUGGUCCCUAAUUUAACACCCGACGUUGACAGCAAGGAUGCAGAGUAGAUUUAACGGCGCUGCUGUUGUUAUUCCUGGUUAUGGAGAGUGAGAUGACACCAGUAGAUGCGCAGUGAAUGUCCAUCAGAUAUCCAACCUAAAACUAACUUCACCGCGGUAUUUACAUGAGAACACAUACAUGUGUCUCUAAAUAUAUUUUACAAUUCACACACAUCUAUUUUUAGUCGCAAAUGCGAGUAAAAUGGUCUCACUGUCCAGCCCUGCUGUAGCAGCAAGUUCUCCUGCUUAAACCUGGUAAAGAACAUUUAUUAGUGGGUACAACCAAAUCAUGAACAUAAAGGAGAUAUUUAGUUUGUCAGCAGUACUCAUAAGACAUGAGGCCCAAACAACAAACCACUUCUGAGAGGUUGGAUGAAUAUCUGGCAGGUUAGAAAGUUUGAUUCUCUCUCACAUUAGAAACAGAGCUACAAGUCUCUUCUCUGAGUCCGAGGCCUUUUUUUUCUGAUAUGUACAUAUGUAUAAGGCAGAUCACCACAACAACACACAGCUGUUACUAAUACACGUAGAUACACACAGACUUUUUGACCACAUGUGCAGUCUUUACUUAAAAGUCUUUCCUAAUGAUGCAUCUCUGCACUCAGAGACCCGUCUCUGCUAAAGUUUGGAAGUAAUCAGGCCUGUGUUUGUGUAUGUGUGUGUAUGUGUGUGUCAGCAGAGAGUGCGUGUGUGUGUGUGUGUGUGUGUUCGAUGCUGUGUCCAGCCUCCUGCCUGCCUCUCCUCAGGGAGCUGGCUCAGUGGCGCUGCCUGCUCGGCUGGCAUCGCCACCCCGGAGUCGGUGCAAGUAGUGCUGCAGGGCUAACCACUAACACAGGACAACAACAACAACAUCAGCAGCAGGGGUCAGAGGUCAAAGGCAGAGCCAGCCGACCUGUUGGCCGAACCAAACCACUGCCGGUCAGCCAGGUGAGUCCAGGUCUGAAACAUGCUGCAGCCAUGCAGCUGCUGGUCUCCAUGGUGGAUUUGUCGUUUUAAAAAUCAUGUGUUUAGGAAUCGCAGAAGUAUUUUCUCUUUUCAAACUCUCUGAAACGAUAUAUGACGUCUCAGAGUCCAUGUUUAUCAGGUUUAAAAGCACAGCCUCUCUGUGUGGAUGAGGCGUGUUUGACUGACACAUUUGGAUGGUAACAGCCUGAACUGUGAACAAACCGAAUAUUUUCUGUGGUGGGUUUUAUUCUGCGUGCGGCAAAGUUUUUACAGUGUAACGCAGACUUAUCAGAAACAGACAGGAAGUAUUAGGUAGGGCUGCAGCUUGUGUUCAAACUUGGGGGGAUAAGACAUACUAUACAAACUGUAAACAAGGUUAAAAUCAAAGUAUAUCAGCGCUUCAGGUCGCCUGCAUAGUUCCAGCAGAGGACACUCUUAUCGUCACCUGACUAUUGAAUGCAUUCUUGACUGUUGGAGUACUCUGGGUUCUACAUCAUAAACACCAAAAUAAUAGACAAAUAAAACUGAAACUGCAAAGAGUCUGUGUAACUUACUAUCUACAGUGAAACUGAGACCCAGCGCUAACAAACAAGCGGGCUCUCCUCCGCCAGAUUGAGGAAACUGAGCCUCUAUUUUCUUCUCCUAGGGAUCGUCCCUCCACCGCCCAAGUAAUAUGAGACCUUGAGGGUCCUACUCUCAGAGUCAUGUGACCUGACCUCAUCUGUUAAAUCCUCUGAUUAAUCUGAUUAUUGAUCCGAACAAACUGAGUCCACUGAUUUCCCGCCAAAAGAAAAACUCUAAACCACUCUGAACCUGAGCGUGAUGGAGGGAAUCUUUUUACCUCUAACCCAUUUACCAAGCUGCCUCCCCACACACACACACACACACACACACACACACACACACACACACACACACACACACACACACACACACACACACACACACAGAGUGCUUUUAGCGUGAUUGGUAUUGAUUGCGGCCCUGCAGAGUGUUUUUCUUUCUGUGCUGGUCUGAUGGAUCUGGUGCGAGCUGGUUCAGUUGACGUUUGGUUGAGGUUAAAGGUGUGAUCUGUGAUCUGCAGCUGUUUAAGGAAUGAGUUUACUUUUGAGUUGUUGUCAUAAAGCAACUGUUUGAGCUUUAUUAAGCUGAACUUCAGAGCGACGCGUCGUCUCGGGUUGUUUUUUCUCAGGUGUCUUUCUAUCAAAGGAAGUCGUUUUCGAACUGUCUCCAGAGAGACAUUUAUUUUUACUCCAUAAAAUGUCCCGCUCAGUAUGUAUCUGGGUCAGUGUGCUUUAUAAAUAGUUACUGUAUAUGUUCAUCUGAGCAGUGUUGCUCAGUUGAUACAAACAGCUGCAGGACAUCUUUGUUUAAGCUCUUCUUAAACACAGACAUUUUAGAUGUUGGCUCUUUAAAUCAUAAUACUUGAUGUCGUGCAGACGAAAACACAAGGGCUCGCUGAAAAAGAUCCUUAUUUGGAUAAUAAAAGCUUUAAAUUCAGGGAUGAGGGGAUUUGACCAUAAAGUCCAGAUAUCAGUACCUGGGCUUUGGUAUCAGCUGAUACCAAUACUGAUCUGUUCCAAUACCAAAAACCUGAAUUCCUCAUUUCUGAACCCUGUCUUUUUCAGCUGAAGUAAAUAAACUUUCACUGUUUCAUGAUUUAAUGAAAGUGAACCUGCAGGAGGAGAGAGGAGAACAGGGAGAGGAGCAGGAGGAGGGAGGUGUAUUUGUGUCUGAAAAGCCAAGGGACAGAAUAAGUACAGUGAAAGAGAGGCUGUAGUGAUUACAAGCCGAUAUCUGCCACUGAAAAAUAUCUGAAAUUCAUAUGUAUUAGGGCCCGACCGAUGGCCAAUUUUAGGCCAAAAACUCGCUGAUUUUUGCCAAUAUUUCCAGAAAUAAAAUGCAGAGAAAAAGAUUCGGUUUCACUUCGAAAAUGUUCCGCUAUUUGAAAAGUUCCCCGACUGAAUGAUUUGUUGGACCAACAACUUGUGAUUAAUUAUAAAAGAUAAAAAAAUAUCCUACUCCAGGUGGAAUCUGACUUUUAAUACAGUGAGUAUUAUCACCAGAAUUAACUCAAAACUCUCUAGGUUUACAACUGAUGCACUGUCCAUUUUAGCACUAUAACAUCUGGUUUUUGUUUCUCAUUAUUAUCCAGUUGGACUGACACGCAGAGUCUUUGUGUUUAGGAGGUAAAACCCACAAAAAACAGACCUCAGUUUGGUGUGUGGAGGCCUGCUGCUCUUUCCAGGAAGCUGCUGCUGCGCUCUGACCUGCAGAUGAUGAAUAUUUAAUAAGAGCUGCUGCUGUGUCACCUUCCUCUGUUUCAUCCUGUGACUCCUACCAUAUUCUCGAGUUAUAACUGGUUUUAUUUUCUGGGUUUAAUUAAGUUGGUGUUGAAACUUAAAUGGUUUCUGUGAGUGAAUCAGGCCGGUGAGGUUUGGCAGCUCUCUUCAGAUGUUGUGUUUUCUCUGCUGUGUGCUGUGGUCGUGUUGCUGCAGAUUGUGGGUCAGCGUCUCUGCUGCUGCUGCUGCUGCUGCUGUAAAUAAGAAAUGUGUCACCGAGUCUGUGCAAACAAAACCGGAGGAGGAGGUUAGGAUUUAUCCUCGGCCAUCUUUUCUCCUCCCCUUCUUCCUCCUCCUGCUGCUUCUCUGUCUGCUGCUGUUUCCUCCUGAACAUGUGGAGGCGUUCGUCACUCCAACAGAUCUCUGCUGCUCCUCCAGGACAUAAUCCUGUCGUCACGCUGUCACAGAUAAAUUUGUCAGUGUCACUCCAACCAUAAAUCCUUUUUCCAACAAAAGAGUUCAGAGUUUCCAGAAUCAGGCGAGUGUCACGUUUGUUCAGGCAGAAACUAUAAAUAUGGAGAUUGUUCAUUUCUGUGCUGGUUAUGCAGGAAGAUCUUAGGAAGGAUUGUAUGGUGAGGAUUAUUAACACUAGAAUACUCUUGUUUGGGCAGGUACAGUUUUAGGAGAUGGAUAUUCAGGCAGUCAGUACGCAUCUGGAUAUCCUUAAUAGUGUUGUCAGGAUUAUACACGCGUGGACAAAAUUGUUGGUACCCCUCAGUUAAAGAAGGAAAAACCCACAAUUCUCACUGAAAUCACUUGAAACCUACAAAAGUAACAAUAAAUAGAAAUUUAUUGAAAAUUAAAUAAUCAAAAUCAGCCAUUACGUUUGAAAUGUUGAUUAACAUAAUUAUUAAAAAAAAAAAAACUAAUGAAAUAGGGCUGGACAAAAAUGAUGGUACCUCUAUAAAAGAUUGAAAACUAUUUGACCAGAGUGACAUGAUUAACUCAGGUGUGUCCUUUAAUUGACAUCACAGGUGUUUCCAAACUCAUAAUCAGUCAGUCUGCCUAUUUAAAGGGAGACAAGUAGUCACUCUGCUGUUUGGUGAAAAGGUGUGUACCACACUGAACAUGGACAACAGAAAGCGAAGGAGAGAAUUGUCCCAGGACAUCCGAAAAAAAUUAUAGACAAACAUCUUAAAGGUGCAGGCUAUAAGACCAUCUCUAAACAGCUUGAAGUUCCUGUGACAACAGUGGCUCAUAUUAUUCAGAAGUUCAAGACCCACGGGACAGUAGCCAACCUCCCUGGACGUGGCCGCAAGAGGAAAAUUGAUGACAGAUUGAAGAGACAGAUCGUUCGAAUUGUAUCCAAAGAGCCCAGGACAACCUCCAAAGAAAUUAAAGGUGAACUCCAAGGCCAAGGUACAUCAGUGUCAGAUCGCACCAUUCGUCGUUGUUUGAGCCAAAGUGGACUUCAUGGGAGACGAACAAGGAGGACACCACUGCUGAAAAAUCAUAAAAAAGCGAGACUGGAAUUUGCAAAAAUGCAUGUUGACAAGCCACAAAGCUUCUGGGAGAAUGUCCUUUGGACAGAUGAGACCAAACUGGAGCUUUUUGGUAAGGCACAUCAACUCUAUGUUCAUAGACUCAAAAACCAAGCAUACGAAGAAAAGAACACUGUCCCUACGGUGAAACAUGGAGGAGGCUCAGCAAUGUUUUGGGGCUGCUUUGCUGCAUCUGGCACAGGGUGUCUUGAAUGUGUGGAAGGUAAAAUGAAAUCUGACGACUAUCAAGGCAUUCUGGAGAGAAAUGUGCUGCCUAGUGUCAGAAAGAUUGGUCUCAGUCGCAGGUCAUGGGUCUUCCAACAGGACAACGAUCCAAAACACACAGCCAAAAACACCCAAGAAUGGCUGAGAGAAAAGCGUUGGACUAUUCUAAAGUGGCCUUCCAUGAGCCCAGAUCUGAAUCCCAUUGAACAUCUGUGGAAGGAGCUGAAACAUGCCAUUUGGAGAAGACACCCAUCAAACCUGAGACAACUGGAGCAGUUUGCUCAUGAGGAGUGGGCCAAAAUACCUGUUGACAGCUGCAGAACGCUCAUUGACAAAUACAGAAAUCGUUUAAUUGCAGUGAUUGCCUCAAAAGGUUGUGCAACAAAAUAUUAAGUUAUGGGUACCAUCAUUUUUGUCCAGCCCUAUUUCAUUAGUUUGUUUUUUUAAAUAAUUAUGUUAAUCAACAAUUCAAAAGUAAUGGCUGAUUUUGAUUAUUUAAUUUUCAAUAAAUUUUUAUUUAUUGUUACUUUUGUAGGUUUCAAGUGAUUUCAGUGAGAAUUGUGGGUUUUUCCUUCUUUAACUGAGGGGUACCAACAAUUUUGUCCACGUGUGUAAAUACCUGGAUCUCCUUUAUGAUGCAGUUCAGUUUAUUAAAGGGAUAUUCUGGCGUAAAAUUAAUUUAGGGUCAAACACACCAUAACACCGAGUUAGACACCUCCUCAUAAAUGUUCUUCCUUGAGCUGCGUCACCCCACAGCAGUCCGUAAUGGACUGGCCUGAGGUCUCGCAACAAACAAGCGGCUGCUGGAAGAGAGUAGGUGAGUUGUGUUUAGUCUUUUUGCUAAAGAAAUUAGUCAAAGUUAAAAAGAUGGUUGGUGGCUAGCAUUCUUGACACAGUCUCAGAGUUAAGAUGUCAGUACCCUGAACCGUUUUUUGAUCCUCUCGGUUGUAUUCUUUAACAAUCUGUUCCUGUCAGUGCAGAGCUGUGAUGUCAUGCCAACCAACUGACCAAUCAGCGGGCUUCUUCUUGUCAUGCUGCAAUCGAAGUGAAACUGAUUGAAAUUUCUGCUCGUCCUCAUUUCUUUUUCUCUCUGAUGUUCAAACAGCAUUUCUAACGAGUCUCUCCAUCGCUCCUCGCUGUUUUCACACCUCAUUUACUCCCCCCCUCUCUCCUGCUGUAAAUGCUGCAGGGUCCUCGUCUGUCUGAAGGUGCUGUGUUGUUCAGAAUAAAAGAGAAGGGGAGGAGGGGGAGGAGGAAGAGGGGAAACACUGUGACCUUCAGCAAGAAUAUUUCAGGAGAAGCGUCAGCGGCUUCACUUCUGAUCCUGAUUGAGCAGAAUGUUAAAAAAUGGCGUCAUCUGGAUCAAAAAGAUCAGGAGGACAUGAAAAUAGAGAUCAUUGAGGAGGAGAAAUUAUACAGAGGAGAAAAAAUGAAGCACUGCAGGUACUGAGCCAACUGAAUCUCUCAGUGAGGAUAUUAGAGUUCAUUUAAAAGAGUCUUCUUCAUGGUGCCGUACAAGACAAAAAAUCAGAGCAAGAAAAAUGUUUGAAAAUGUUUAAUUUUGUUUGUCAUGGUGGGAAAUAUUCAAGCAAAGUAAUCAUAGAAAAGGGAUUUAGAUUUAAAGUCAUACUUGAUACUGACUUGUAUAAAGAAUAAUAAUGAAAAAGAAAUAAUAGGUGUGGUAGUCAGGAUCUGAGUUAGUUCCAGUUUUUAGGAGAAAUCUUGAAUGUAAACUCUACCCCUCCCAACCAGUUUUCCCCUCAGCUUCUCCUCUCCCCUCCCUCUCUGCUCCAUCAAGCCCCGCCUACAAACAGAUGCUCCUGCUCGCUCGUAUCGUUCCAAUUAAAAUUCAGAUAUAAUGCAGAUAAAUACUUAAUGAUAAUUACAAAUGGGGCCCAGUCAAGGUGAAAGUAAAAAGCAUUGGUGCUACUGUAGAUGCCAACAGACAACCAGCAAACACAAUGUUUGCAGGACUUCUACAACUAGGAUAAAGUGACAUAGUCCAGGACCCGAGGUCAACAGUUUAGCGGCGCUACAACACGCUACAGCAGGUUGCACGCCAAGCGUCCCCCAUCGUUUAUGUUGACCCGGCUUUUUAGCUUUUGUUCGAGUUUCCGGUAUUUACUUUGUUUUCUUGCUUGUGUUGGCAGUCGUGGCCAAAGGAGGAUUCAGACAAUUUUCCGAACUUUCUGGUUGGUUUCUACUGUCCGAUAUUGUAGCACGCUAACUUUGUUUGGGCUCGUGAACGACACGGGGGAGCAGCUUCUGCCUCACAACCAAUCAGGAUAGGGGAGGCGAAGAACGGCUUUGUUUACAAAAAGAGCGGAGUACUCUGAAAUUUUAAAAUGUUGACUACAUAGACAUACCGAAACCUAGCGAUAUUAGUUAUUGAUGACAUUUGGUAAUAUAACGAUAACUAUUGACUGAUAUUAAAAGCUUUUUUGUGUAAACACCACAAAAAAAGAUGCUUCUUCAACUAGAAUCCUGCCUACCUCACCUUUUACCCUUAUCCCUUCUCUCUUUGUCUCCUCCUUUAGUACUCGUCGGCCGGCUGCCUGCUGACUCUCCAUCAUAGCGAGAAACCCGAUCAUGAGGAGGUGUGUGAGUUCAGGCCUUAUACCUGUCCGUGUCCAGGAGCCACCUGUAAGUGGCACGGCUCCCUGGAGGCCGUCAUGCCUCACCUGAUGCACGCCCACAAGUCCAUCACCACGCUGCAGGUCAGAAAACACACUGAAGUCACAGUUACCAUGAGGUGGAUUAUUUUUCUGUUUUUCGUGAUUUCAUCAUUCUAAUCAGCUCCAACAGGAUUUCUAUCUCAAAAGUGCACGACUCUUAUUUCUGCUUUGUUUUGAAUUCUGAUAUUUGAUCCUUUGACCAUGUGUGUUUUGUCUGCAGAUUGGUUGUCAGCGGUUACCAUGGAUGUUGUAGUUAAUAUUGAGUUUAUAGAUAAGUCAAUGAGGAGACUAAAAGUUAAAUGACUGAAAUGUAUGAAAUGAAUCUGCCAAACUCUGCAUUCAGGGGGAGGACAUCGUGUUCCUGGCAACGGACAUCAACCUCCCGGGCGCGGUGGACUGGGUGAUGAUGCAGUCGUGUUUCAGUCACCACUUCAUGCUGGUUCUGGAGAAGCAGGAGAAAUAUGAAGGCCAUCAGCAGUUCUUCGCCGUCGUGCUGCUCAUCGGAACCAGAAAGCAGGCCGAGAACUUCGCCUACCGCCUCGAACUGAACGGAAACAGGCGGCGGCUCACCUGGGAGGCCACGCCGCGCUCCAUACAUGAUGGCGUGGCGGCUGCCAUCAUGAACAGCGACUGCCUGGUGUUUGAUACGUCCAUCGCACACCUGUUUGCUGACAAUGGCAACCUGGGCAUCAAUGUCACCAUCUCCAUGUGCUGACAGAGAGGGACGGCGUUUAAGGUGGACGGUUAUCAACUCAGAGACACAGUUGAUGGAUGGAUGGAUGGAUGGAUGGAUGGAUGGAUGGGUCGGUUCAGGAGCCACAGAGGUGUGAGAUUCACCUCUUAUCUCGUUCUACCUGUACUAGUGUACGCUGUGAUUCAUCUGGAGUCGUUUGUGAGGCUCAAAGAAAACGACCCAGAAACAGAGAUCAGCCUGUUUGAUGCCUGAUUGUUGUUUUGACCAAUAACAGGACAGAACAGUUUGUCCCUCUGAAGGAAACACAGAGGAAAUCUCCAUCAGCGAAAAGUGUUGCACUCGCUGCUUCGGUUGUCACCCGUCGUUCUGGACUCCGACUGAGCUGGCCCAGUUUUACCAGCUUUAUCCAGACUGUCCGGCUGUAGUACUCGGGUUUAGUCAGGGUCAAGUUUCCGGUUUUCAGGUUUCCAUAGCGACCUUUGUGAACUCCUGUUUUAUGGUCCCUUAUCUAAAAAAGCAGAGUUUGUAUGAAUAUUAUCAGAAUACUUCCUGCCUCCAUAUUGUCCAGUUUUCUAAACUCCUGAUGUUUUCUUUGGGUUGGAAGCUUCAUUGCUGUAUUAAUUUUGUCCCUGUGUUCCGGGUUAGACAAGGUCAAACAAAUAUGAGAUGAUUCCUUAACUACUGAUGUAACACCUGAUCAAUUUAGAGUUAAUGAACAUGGUGAGUAGCUUUUUUAUAUGGAGCUCAGUCCCAUCAUAACUUGAUCAUAUCAGGAGAUGGUGUUUACCUGCAUGCAGAGAAACCUGGUUAUUUAUAUACCUAUAAACGUUAUAUAUACUGUGCUUGUUCCCUGGUUACUGAUUCCUGUUUCUGAUUUGUGAAGGUGCAAUCCAGAAACUUCAGAAAAGUGAGACCACUGUGGCUUUUUGGGGUCUAGUGUUCAUUGCCAGAAAUGGAGGUUCCACCUUGGCUGGGGUAAGCAGACCAAAUUAGCUCUGUGACCGGGUCCGGAAAUCGUUUUUUUUGGGGGCAAUGGCAAUGGUCACCAAGAUAAUUCUCUCUGGACGAGCCAAACAACCAAUCAGAUGAAUGCAUUAAUGUGGUGUGACCAGGUCCGGAAUCGGUUUUCCGGGGGCAAUGGCAACGGUCGCUAAGAUUAUUCUCUCCGGAAGAGCCAAACAACCAAUCAGAUGAAUGCAUUAAUGUGAUGUGGCGCAACAGAAAUGUAAACAGACAAAGUAACGGGCCCUACCAAUGAAGGCUGUAUGUGUACGGUUUUGUUUUGAUGAAAAUACAUCGUUGAGUUUCAAAUGGUUACAGUCGCGGGUUCAACAGACCUUUAAGAGGUGGGAGUUGCCAUUUUGGUUGUCUACAACUUUACAGCUCCAUCUCUUGUCGUGUUCCUGGAUCAAUCAAAAGUGAGGUUGAACAAUUUCAAUAUAUUGGCCAUCAUCGGACUUUGCGGCAUUCCCUAAAAAAAAGUUAUCGACUUCAUUAUCAUAAUGUCCAUAUUUUACACAGUCUACACCUUCAAUACAACAUUAUUACGACAUUCCCAGUAAGUGUGACCUUAACGGGAAACGGUUCAAGUAAGACAACUGUUCUUGUUCCGUGUCUGUUACAAUCCUUGAAUGUAGUCUUCAGGGAUUUGACAGUUUCCGUCAGGUUUUCCAUUCUUUUGAAUUUCUCUCCAACAUCGUCGUUUAGCCUCAAAGUUCUGAACUCGUAUGAGAGGGUGCAGACGCUAGCAGCAAACCUGAACACCAACACACUUGGACACUUUUGGUGUUCUAAACCUGCAAACACUGUGUUGUGUGAGAGGUUGCUGGUUCGAAUGCCUGCAGCAUCAGUCUGUAGGAUUCUGGUCAGAAGACUUUCUGGCAACUUUGACAUUUUGGACGUCGUCGGUGUUUGACCUUGGUUGGAGCAGCUGUGCUGUGGAACCCGGUUAAUCCUCAGACCUUCUUUAAUCUCAGAUAAAAGCAGUGAAAUGGAGGACUAAUCCUCCACUCCCUCUUCCUGCAGUCUCUUUAGCCGCCAGCGCCUUACUUUUCUACCGCCAACCUCUCUUCUUCCUGUUUGAGCUCUUUGUGAAGGAGUCUUGGUGCUGAUGUGGUUUUAAUCACUGAAAACUGCCCAGGGAUAAAACGACAAAGACUCUCCUGCAAAACUCAAAGGACUUGGUGUUUGAAGAAACUGUUGGCUUGUUUGAAGCCACAGAAAUACCGUGGACAGACUCCAGACUCAGUGUGGGUAAAGGACAGACCUCCUGACAUUCCUCCUCUCUAAACCUUCGUAGCAACUGACCAGGAAGAACCCAACCUCACCUGACACCUCUGACCUCAGACACUGCUAACCCUCAGACCUCAGUGGUGUUUCCUCUGUGUUUGUUCAGUGAGAAAAAAAACAUGAUGGUGGGGAGAGACACUAAAUCCGUACAUGGUGAUUAACCAAAAGACAAACCGAAAAUUAAGUGAAUGAUGGGACUCGGCUGUAAUUACUCUGCCUAAAGUCAAAUUAAAGCUUAAAAGCUCAGACACAACUACUACAAUUAAAAAUGUAAGCUGUGCUAAUGUAAGCAAGUAAACAGAUGACCUCUGAAGUAGAGCAGGCUAACAGACAUACAGGUUUCUAGUUCACUGUUAUUCAGCAGCUCGGGUAUGAAUCGCCUAGAAGAUAUGAAAGCUUAUUGGUGAAAGUUUUGAAAUGCCAUUCAUUUUUGGCGCAGACAUUAAUUGAUACACAAACUAACUUUUGUUCUGGCCAAGAGAUAUGACUGAAGUUUUUAGCUUCUCGUCAAUGUAUCUUUGAAUAUUUCGCAAGCAAGGCGAUUGCUCUUUUAUCCCAGCUUGACCAAGCUCUUCAUGAGUAGCUAAUUAGUCAGUUAGCGGAUAAUGAAAGAGCUGCUUAUAUAACUUUUUUCAUACUUACAAAGACAAAGUCAAAAGUGUUGAAGGCCAAUAAUAGACAAAGUCAAAGUUCUGUAUCAUGCAGCGUUCGAGUUACCUAGGAAGUCAGAAGCCUGAGCUGAAAAUGAUGUCACACUAAAGUUACCAGCGUUUCAGUUAAUAAUUGGAGGCGGAAACAAGAUGACCACAUCUAUGAAAGUUAUCUUAGCGCAUGACUUGUCCAAAUAUAAGGCAAUCGCUAAAAUAACUUUCGUAGAUGUUGCCAUCUUGUUUCCGCCUCCGAUUUCGCUUUUUUCUGAAAUGGUAACUGAUGCGCUGGUAACUCGGGUGUGACGUCAUUUUCAGCUGACUUCGACAUCUGACUUCCUAAGGUAACUCGAACGCAGCAUUAGUACUGGAUUCCUGAACAUCGAGAUGAAGGAUUCUGGAUUCCGGAACGCUAAGAUAAAGGAUUCUGGGUUCUAAAAUUUCUGGAUUCCGGAAUGCCAAGAUGAAUGAUUCUGGAUUCCGGAAUGCUGAGAUAAAGGAUUCUGGGUUCUGAAAACUUGGUUGUUUGAAUGCUGGGAGAAGUGGUUCUUAAAGGGACAGUAGCUGAAAUGAAGUUUUUCUGAGUGGUUGAAAAGAUGAUUUUCUACCGUGAUGCUAAAUGGGAUAAGAAAACAACUUUUUGGGUCUACAAGGCUUCUAAAGUAAAUUCCCACAUGUUCUCAGAUACUUUUUAAUUACAAUUAUAAAUAAAUACACAACAUUUAAUUUAAUUUAACUACAAAUAUCUUAAUGUGUAACAAGCUAAUUGUCUGUAAUGGUUAAAGAUGACACCUGUAAUAUUUUGGGGCAGGAUGACAAACACAGAGGGAACGCUACUCACACAUAAUCACCUUCACUUUACAACCCACUGACUUUCUAUGAAAUGUUUGAAGAUAUUGUAAAAUAAUGAUAUUGAAAGUAUAUAUAUUUUCUAUAAACAGAGACUGUUGCAUUUAUUCCUGUGCUGUUUUUGAAAUGAUGUAUAUGUGUUAGAGUUUGCUCGGCUGUACAGAUAUUUUCGAGGUAAUUUUCUAAAGUGUUUCUGAUAUCGUUGUUAACUCUCCUGUUUUGCUGCUGUAAUUUGCUGAAGUGUCACACCUCAAAAUAUGUUCUGGGAUUAAAUAAAGAGAAGGAAGAGAAAUGAGGACUGUCAACACAAACCGAUGUCUGUGUCUGUCAUAUUUUAUGAAGAAGAAACCCACGGACAACUACGCUUUUUCAGUUGACAAUCGUAGGGUUAAACCUGGAAUCAUAGUUUUUAAAGGCCACUUAAUUACUGAACUUUUUAAGAUCACUUUCACAACAAAAGGUGUUUUUCUUUGUUUUAUUACAAAACUUCAAAAAAUAAUGACAGAUAUUUGACUGUUCUGGAAAAGAAAUGGAACAUCCAAAAUAACUGUUCACUUUGAGAACUAAAGUUCACAUUUGGACGGUUUGGAGGAAAAAAAAAACAACUUAAUGGGGAAAAAAAAAACAGCUUCUUUGUACAAAUAUUACAAUUGAGUAUUCGACUCAGCAUAAAGAAAGAAAAAGCAACCUUGUUCUCCUCUCUGAAGCCCUAAUCCUCUUUUUUCUUUAAAGAUCACUUUAAAGAAAAUAAAACCGUAUUUUUUAACCAGACUUGUUUUAUUCCAAUUCACUAGAUUUACUCUAUAACCCUUCAGAAUUCUGCAGAUUAAAUACACAGUGAAACCUCAUGAGGGAACCAGCGAGGCUUUAGAUUAUCAGUAAAGCAGUAAAAAACAAAAAUGUGAUGAAAUGAUAUGUUUUUUUUUUAAUGACGUGUUUUUAUAAAAUAUAACUAACAGUAAGAGUAAAAGUUUACAGCUGACAGACUCAGUGUCGGUGUGACCGCUCUCUGUCUCUGUCUGUCUCUCUUCUUCGGUCAUCUUCUCUGUCUCUUCUUCUAUCAGUGUCUCUGUCAUUCUCUCUUCUUCUAUCAGUAUCUCUCUCUCUGUCGCUUUCUCGUCUUCUAUCACUCUCUCUUUCUGUCUCUCUCCUUCUUUCACUCUCUCUGUCCCGGUCUGUCUCCCUCUUUCUUUCACUCUCUCUCUCUGUCUCUCUCCUUCUCUCACCCUCUCUCUCUGUCUCCCUCCUUCUAUCACUCUCUCUUUCCCUCUCUGUCUCUCUUCUUCUAUCCCUGUCUCUCUCUCUGUCCAUCUCUCUCUUUCUCUCGUACUCUCUCUCCCCCUCUCUCUCUCUGCUCCUGUCUCUAUUCCUCCUCCUGUCUUCCUCCGUCUCUCUCUUCACCUCUCUCCUCCUCUCUUCCUCCCUCGCUGCUCUCUGUCCAUUCUGUUGUCCUCCUGGUGGCGCCCCCCUCUGGUUGUACUUGUCGUAGGCGGCAUCCUGCUUCUCUUCUUUGACUCUGACAGCUAAAGGAGGAGGAGGAGUAGAGGGGGAGGAAGAGGAGGAGUGCAGCACCCGGCUCUCCCUCUCCUUCUCUUUUUCUGCCUUCUUCUUCUCCUUCUUUUCUUUCUUCCUUUUCUUCUUCU